This is a messenger RNA of Sycon ciliatum, 2833 nucleotides long. RefSeq lists its product as uncharacterized. The coding region runs from base 269 to 1963 and encodes 564 amino acids. The transcript is spliced from 11 exons. NCBI's taxonomy places the organism in Eukaryota, Metazoa, Porifera, Calcarea, Leucosolenida, Sycettidae. The record is from RefSeq and is a predicted model, not a curated record.
AGCGUUGGCAGUGUUGCUGUUCAUCGCUCGUGUCAGCUCUUUCAUACUAUCGCCGCUGAUCAGCCUUUCUAAUAAUUCUAGCGUUGAAUUUCUCCACUCGAGCGGCGGUGCUGCUAUUGCUACCUCUGACCGCGAAAUAAGCAAUAAUACGCCACGUCUACAUACCGGCUACUCCUGCCCUGGUGUAGUGCAGCCAAACCGUGCGUGACCCCGUGGCUAGAUCAUCGGUACUUGGUGGUAAGCCAGAAGGAUCAAGGCGACGAGGGGGAUGACGGACGAAGAUGCCAACUUUGCCGCCGCUGCCGUGAGCAGUUUGUCCUCGGUUGUGUCGAUCAGUAGCGCUGGAUCGAAGGGUAAACGAAAUGGCAGCAGUGGAGGUGGCAGCAUACUGGGUUCCAGCCUGCAGCGCACCAGUCGACUGAUUGACGACGACGGAAUGAGUACCGGCAGUGCUGCGGCGGCAGCUCGCGAGCCACUGCUUCAGGACUCGAUGCGAAUGAAACACACCAAUCACCUGGUCACUGACGAGUACGGGUCGGUUGGCGAGGUGGAUUCGACGGUGCAGCACACCCUGUCGUCUGCGAGUGAGAAUACUCAGUUCGGUUCGGAAUUCUAUUCCUCGCGCGAGUACAACGUCCCGCCAGGUCUGGGAGGCAUACAGUUUCAUUUGGAUCCCGACUCAACUACAGUGUCGGGAGAAUACGUCAACAUUAUGGAGGACGAUGGAGAGCGACCCACCAGUCCGACAACGCUGGCUUUGCAGAAGUGCAAGAGCACUGUUGUCAAACCGUACCUGACGCUUCUCUCCCUGCUUGGGUGGUUUCCCAUCAUUCCCGACAACGGGACGCGGAAAGUCGUCAAGGCUAUCAACACUCUGUAUCCACUUCUGGCAGUGUGUCUCAUUCUCUUUGCGUACGUCGUGCAGUUUGCGGCUUGUUUCAGGCGAGAUGCGGUUCUCCUGGCAAACGGUACAAUUGAGUGCUACUCGAACGCUAUCGGCAGCUACCUGAUACCCGACGUUCUGCAUUCAGCCGCCUACAUCUACGCCUUCUACCUAUUCCGCUACCAGCAGAGCGAAAACCUGGUCACACUAAUGGAAAGAGUGUUUCUGCAAUCGUCCGUCGGUCAAUCAGGAUACAUGUCUCAGGACAGACUUAUAACACGUUUGAGGUACAUGCUGCGUUUCAACAUCCUCUGGGUAGUGCUGUCCCUCUUGUCGCAAGUCAUUCACGUAGUGGGCAUUGCCACGGAUCACGAUAUCGACAACGUCAUCAUAUCGUUCACCUGGAUGAAUGUCAGGACGUCAGCUGGUCAAGUGAGCCUGAUCGUUCUGAUGCUGAUCGGCUUCAUCGCACUGGACAUUGUGUACGCUGCCAUUGUCAUCAACUAUGCCACUCACUGCGAGCUCUUGAUUAUCAUGAUGCGUAGCAUGAGCACACGAGCGUUGCAGAAGGUUGCUUCACUGCAGGAAGUUAUGCGCGAGAUUAUGACGGCUCAGAAAUAUCUCAAGUACAUCAACGAGAGCGUGGCCACUGCCGUGUCACUGCUGAUGUUCAAUUUCGGAGCAGCUAUUGUCAUCGGUGUGCAGUCUGCAGUAAGCCAGAACAACAGUAGGGAUAGUGACUUGGUUAAUGACACUCUCUUCUCUGCCACCAUCAUCAGUUUGAUCCUGUGGUUGAUUAUGUUCAUGAUCCCGCUUGUUCAGGCUGCUCGCCUCAGUACGGCCUGCUGGUCGCUGGGCAAGAUUGGACAGGAGGUAGCUACACGACCAUUCGGCUUUCAGAACACCGGGCAGGAUGAACUGAACACAUUCCUCAUGUUCACAACCUCUCUUCAGCUACGGGCGAAGCUCUUCCGUAUUCCAAUUCGGUCGGCACAUCUGCUGAUCGUGCUGGUGGCUGGCGGGUUCGCGCUCAUGGUACUGCUCACAGUCUCCCCGCAGCUCUUCCAUCUCAAGUUCUGAGCACGCUCAGACUAAGCGUAGAUCAAGCUCAGAUUAACCGCGUGGAGAGUUCACCCUCGGCCUCCACCAGGAUGUUCUAGAAACCGCACACGUCACCACAUCCCAGUAUCCAAGUCUCUAUCACUUACUUGGGCAGAAGUGCAUCGUGGCCACGAGAAACCCGUAGGGUAUAGCUUGGGCAAGGAUGAAGAGGGAACUUGAGGCAUGCUGCCCAAUUAGACUGUAUUGGAGUGAUUCAGAUUAUCACAACGUUGAGCUUCAUCUUGAUAUGGGUGACCAUUCCCGGCGAACAACCACACUAUUGGUGCCGCGAUGGUGGUCACGGACGGACUGCAGUGGACUUCAAGAAGCCCUGGAUUCGGCCAGGGACCAUCAUGUGUAUUUCCUUUCCUUUUCACAAACUGCUUGAAAUCAGCCCACGUAGUUGUCUCUCUUGACCUGAAGAGUAAGUCAGACAGAAGGAUGGCAUCAGUAUACCGUGUAAGAGAAGUGAAACACAACUGACUGGUCUAGGAUUACAUGUACAUGUAUAUGCAAGUAAUUAGUUCCAAUAAGGAAACGAAAGGGUAUCGCGUGCAAAAUUGAUAGAUCCCAACCUUUAUUGGUCUUGAACUGUGAUUAUCGGAUUUGAUCUAUAUCUCUCAUACUUGAUUCUUUUUGCUAUUUGCUUGAUAAUUCCUUCUCUAUUCGCACAAAGUAUUGGCAUGCGAGUGACAAAAUAAUUAUUUUGAGGCUGGUCAAGGCUGGCAAGACUAUUUCUGCAUUUGUAGAAAACUGUCGAGCAACUGACUGGAGCAAAUCCUCUUCAAGUGCGAAUAUAUAUAAUUCGAGUAUUUUGUUUUGCCAGGAAUAGGACGUUUCACCCUCCGA